AUGGCAAACAAUGCAGAAGACAUCGAAAACAACAUGGAGCAGCAGGAGACCAGUGCCGCUCCAGAGCCGGGCCCACCACUGCAGUCUGAGUCCGGGCUGAGGUCCAGAGGAGACUCUGGGGGCGCAGGAGCUGAUGGGGCAGGUGGGAAUGGCCUGGAGCUGAAUGGCCAGCCCCCCGCGUCCCACCCCCCUCGAGUGGUGGAGGCAGAUGAGGAGGAGGAUGAAGAGAUGACCCUAAAAUACGGAGCCAAACACGUCAUCAUGCUGUUCGUGCCCGUCACGCUGUGCAUGGUGGUUGUCGUGGCAACCAUCAAGUCUGUGAGCUUCUACACGCAGAACGACGGACAGAGGCUGAUCUACACUCCAUUCCCAGAGGACACUGAGACGGUGGGACAGCGAGCUGUCAACUCCAUCCUGAACGCCACCAUCAUGAUCACAGUCAUCAUCGUCAUGACGCUGGUGCUGGUCCUCCUCUACAAGUACCGCUGCUACAAGGUGAUCCAAGGCUGGCUGUUCCUCUCCUCGCUCCUUUUGCUGUUUUUCUUUUCAUACAUCUACCUCAAGGAGGUUUUUAAGACCUACAAUUUGGCGAUGGACUUCUUGACGAUAGCACUGAUCAUCUGGAACUUUGGUGUGGUGGGCAUGAUUUGUAUCCACUGGAAGGGCCCCUUGAGACUGCAGCAGGCCUACCUCAUCAUGAUCAGUGCCCUCAUGGCGCUGGUCUUCAUCAAGUACCUGCCCGAGUGGACCGCCUGGCUCAUACUCGCGGUCAUCUCUGUCUACGAUCUGUUGGCAGUGCUCUGUCCCAAAGGCCCCCUGCGGAUCCUGGUGGAGACGGCUCAAGAGAGAAACGAGCCCAUCUUCCCAGCGCUCAUCUACUCUUCGACAAUGGUGUGGCUUGUAAACAUGGCCGAUACUGAAGCACCCAAGAGAAACUCUACAGAAGCAGCGGUUCCGCAAGAAGUUCCACCAGCGGUGGCAUCUCCAGACCCCUCCAGCCCAUCCCAGGAGGAUGGGGGCUUCACGUCUAACUGGGUGAGUCACCAGGAGCACCAGCUGGGACCUCUGCAGUCCACGGAGGAGACGCGGAGAGAGAUCCAGGAGAUGCCCUCGGCACGGCCCGUGCCUGAGGACGACGAUGAAGAGAGGGGUGUCAAACUAGGACUUGGAGAUUUCAUUUUCUACAGUAUGCUGGUGGGAAAGGCCUCAGCGAAUGGAGACUGGAACACGACACUGGCCUGCUUUGUCGCCAUCCUCAUCGGCUUGUGUCUGACCCUCCUGUUGUUGGCCAUCUUUAAAAAAGCCCUCCCUGCUCUCCCCAUCUCCAUAUUCUUCGGAUUGGUCUUCUACUUCGCUACAGACAACUUGCCCUCCCAGGAUAGCUCCGCAAAGUGGAUUACAGCGGGAUGUCAUUCAUCGCGAUGCAAGCCAUUCAGGAUUAGUCCCCAAUAA
This is a messenger RNA of Knipowitschia caucasica, 1452 nucleotides long. Lineage: Eukaryota; Metazoa; Chordata; Actinopteri; Gobiiformes; Gobiidae. The record is from the annotation of a GenBank genome assembly.